GAAAAUUUGCUUUCAGGAAAGCUGCUACACUUACAUAAAAGCAAGAUUUCUAGUAAAAAUUAUUGUUACAUUGUAAAAAUGUAUAAAAAAAGACUUCCUAGGAUAAUGGAGACAGAUGCAGCCACUGUUAUAGGUAAUUUAACGUAUAUCUGUCAGAAAAGAUUAAAAAUAUCUAAAGAUAAAACGAUUCUUAGUGGAGUUCAGUUGAUAGUGAUGCUUUGUCAACAAUUUAUGUACAUAUCGUAUAAUGGUAAAAUAAUUAAAUAAAUAAUAUAUAUUAUCCUUAAUUAUAUUUGUUUAAUGUACUGAUUUUCCCGUUUUCUCUUCGUUUUUUUUUUCGGUUUUUUUAUUUGUUGAGAAAAUCGGAAAAUUACCUCUUUUAAGUGAAAUUUCCUUGUAGAAAAAUUUCUAUUAUUAUAAGUUGGAGCAAAAUUUCUGGUAGAAAAUUUUUCCACAGGAAAAAAAUUAAACAUCUUUUUAAAAUCAUAAGCUUCUACUCUACACUCAGAAUCUAAAAUCUAUACAUUUUUCUUGUUUUUAUAUUGUUUAUGUUUCAAUUUUUUUUUUCUAGAAAAGGAAUAUACAAUAUCGCAAAAUGAUGUCUAUCCUAUUGUAACCACAGUAUCGUGUUUGAUGUUCGUCGUGUAGCUAUAUCUUGGAUAUCUCUCAUAAUAUGAAGUGGUACACAUACACAGAUAAUUACACUGGUCGAGUAUGCGUAAUGCAUAUGAGUGUAAUGACAAAAGAAAACGCUUUCAAAAAAAACCAUUUUACCUUCUCUAGGUCGUCGGUACCGAUGACAACUUGGAUAUCCGGUGAUUUCUAUUAUAUUUCUAUUCUAUUUUAUGGUCUCUGCGAUUAUGAUCACUUUUCACAGCUAAAUACUCUUAUUUAUUCCAUUCUGUUUCGCACCUAUAGUAAAAACAAUAUACAUAUAUAUUAAUGUAUAUAUUAUUAAAUGAGCAACAGUUAUAAUAUGAAAGGUACAUAAGACGUAAUCAGCAAGGGAUGGGUAUAGGGGUUUUAAAAUUAAACUACACUUUAUUUCAAUUCAUGUUCUAAUAAAGAAAAUGCUUGUCAAACUUUUUUUAAUUAUUUUCUCAAUGUAAAUUACUAAAUUUAAUGGGUUUUUUUUUUUUUUUUUACGGUAUGAUUUGUCUUUUAUCAUGUAGUCUUUAGUGUUUUAAUACUAAUAGUAAUUUUAGGAGAUUUAAAAAGCAUAGUAUAAUUUGUUUUAUAUGUAAAUUUAUGAUUUAAAAAUGUAUUAUUUACCGACUGAAAUAUUUUUGUAAUAUUUAUAUGAGAUAAACUUGGCCACGUCGCUUCCAAUUUCGCGUGCAGUCGUACUUGUAUCCAAAACGCACGCGAUCGUAUCAUGUCCGUUGUAGAUUUCAAAGACGGAUUUAGGUCCCCCUCCCAGACAUAACAUUUCUCCAAUUUGUUUCACAAUAGAUUCUGAUAUUACUAUAUUCUAAUCACAGGAAUGUAUGACAAAUGAUAACAUAAUAUUAAUUACAGUAUAAUAUAAUUAUUAUAUUUUAAUUAUAUUUGUGUGGUAAAAAAAUUGCUGGGGCCACCCCAGAUCUUUGUACUGGAUCCGUGCCUGGUAGAACUUGUGCAGUGUUAGGAAUUUAUUGGUUUUACAAUGGUGUUUAUUUAUAUUAUUUUUUUUUUGUAUGUGUACAAUUUUUCUACCAUCAAUUUUGCUCCGAUUUACAAUAAUAGCACUUUCUGUGAAAGGAAAUCUGACAAUGAUGGUACAUUAGGGAGAUCAUUUUUUUUAUUUUCCAAUAGUUUUCAUAAUAAAUGAGAAAAACCAGAGGUAACACAGGAAUACAGGUUCAACAUUAAACAAAUAUUACUAAAGAAAAUAUAUAAUUCAUGUGUAAUUAUUUAACAAUAAUAUGACAUAAAUAUUGUUGACAUAGUAAUACCAUUAACUGAACACUGCUCAGAAUCGUUUUUUUAUUAGAAAUAAUUAAUUGUCACUAACAAAUUAUACACACAGAUAUACAUAUAUGUUUUUUUUCUGUAUCUUACCUUUCAACUUUUCACAUACAAUAACAGUAGCCCACCCACGUGUGAAGUAUGUCCAACUUUAAUUUAUUGAAGUUUUCUGUUCAAAUAUUUGUUAUACGACAGUCAAGUAUAAAAUCAUAUUGUGAAAAUGUGGACAAAUUAAUUUGUUAUAAUAUAAAUACUAAAAUUAACAAUUAUUAUUAUGAUAAAAAACGUGGCGUGUUUAUGAAGGACCAAGGAGAUAAAUCUCCCCCUUGGCCUUUUUAUCAAAUCUAUUAUUUACGUUACUAUUUUCUUUUUAAAUUCAAAUUUACUUUAUUUUUAAGCGCGUAUAUAAAGCCAGAAGGUAUAUUUUUCGAAAUCGAUACGAUCUAAAUGAGAUAUUCAUAUUAUUGAUUUAAAUUUCGGUGAACUUGGGUAUCAUAAAUGAGCAGUGUGCCGGGCCAGGCUUUUCAGUUAGUUAGUAGAUAUUGGUAAGCGUGGCAACUAGUUAGUGAAAGAAAAAACAAAUUUUAAAUAAAAUGGUAAACUAUAACUAAUUUAAUAAUAAUUGUAAAUAAUAGGGCUCUUAUAUACCUGGAAUUUAAAUUAAACCUGGUGGUGAGGGGGGCUGUAGACUGGGUUAAAAAAUAUCGGUUAACGCUUGGCCGGGUUUUUUUGAUCGGUGGACGGGUCGGGCUGGUCCUAAAAAUUUAUAGUCUCGUGCCUAGAGCUCUAGAUUUUUUUGUUUAUGAGGACGUGACGCUCAGCGUAUAGGACGAAAUUAUGCGUUCGCCGGGUAAAAUACACGAUCGCGGUGCCGGGGAAAGAAUACUUUCGGGGUAUUUUACGGGCAGACUCUUUGGGCACCGCCUACACGCCUACGACGCAUGACGUCACACGCGUGCGUUCGUAGAGGCGCCCGCGUUUUCGACUUGGCCGCGAAUUAGUUGACCUUUUACAGUCCGUAGGUGUGCUGCUCGCGCUUAUCGCACAGACCGUCUCCGCCGUCGCCGACGGCUCGCAGAUUACGGAAUUCCAAUCCGAUCCGGUCCAGCCAGCCAACCGUUACCCGAUUUUCCUAUACAGUCGACGGAGGCAGCCCAUCAUCCAUCCGCGACCCGUCGUUGUAUUGCAAAAUUGGUAAUAAAAUCAUUAUGCUUAUUCGAAAUUUCGUGCUUGGUGUGUUAUUAUUAUUAUUAUAACUAUUACUAUCAUUGUCGUUUUCCGACAUACGGGUGUAAUAUUAGGUAUAGGUUAUAUUCUUGCCACGUAAUAUAGGUACACAAGGAAAACAGGAUUUAAGACAAACUACAUUGGUUUUAGGGGGGGGGGAGGAUGAAGGAAAUGGGCCAUACGGUUGGAUGUCUAGGGUGUCUUGGAUAUCUGUAAGUUGAGAAAAAUAUAGAGGGGAAUUUCAUGUAUUUUUGUUCACAACAAAUAAUCAUUGAUAACGAAAAACGAUUCUGAGUAGAGUUGGUUUAUACAAGUUUUAAAAGGCCGUAAUAUUUACAAUUUCUCGUUUGUUCUUAAGUGCCACCCACACCCGAGGAAAAUUUACUCGGAUAGGAUAAGUGCCUAAACUCUGAUAGAAUUUUCGCACAUAGCAUUAAAAAAAAAACAAUAUUGUAAAACCAAUGAUCGUUUGUUCUUGUAAUUGGUUUUAGUUUUGUAAAGUUUAAAGAAACUGUACGCGUAAAUCGUUAGUGUUGAGAGUUAUUAAACUUGUAUUACUUAUAACGCGGUCAUAAUAAUAUGAUGGAUGUGUAGGAUAAUGCGUGUGUGAGAAACAUAUUUUAAAUGUCCAACUAAAUAGCGCUUCAUUUGCCCCUCAAUUUUUAUAAGAUAUACAUAUAGUCUGCACUCGAAGUUUUUUCUACUUUAACCACUAGCAAAAAAUGCACCAAAUACUUCACCUUCCUCCCUUUACCAACCCCGUAUUUUUUGAUUUAUUUACAUUAAAACGGACAAUCGGUAAAAUCGUCAAUUUUAGUGCCUACACUAACAUAUUAUUAUCCUACACAUCCAAUACCAGAAAGUUCUCUACGGGUGUCGAUACGCGGAAAGUUCAUAAUGGUUUUACGGGCUGUUCGGACACAGCCUUUCAAUAGGAAGAUGUACACGUGUAUUAGGUCUACAAACGGAUUUUUAUUAGAAUUUGAACAAAACACAGUUGACAAGUUGUAUUUAUAAGUGAAAAACCUUUGACACCAAUCCCGGGUAAAUACUUAGUUGUAAUUAUUAGGUACAACUACACUAAAGGAAUGACUGGACGGUUUGGUGUCGAGAUGACUGUGCUCCUCCUUAUCGUGCGUCGGUAGUGGUGUAGCUGUCACGACUUCUGACUGAGUUCAAGUUCCCCUCGGUGAUGAUUCCGGUCUCCUUAUAUAUGGUUGUCGCCUCGAUCGGGGCCUAGGUGGUGGUGGAGACUGUUGCCAUUGUCUACUGGUGACACUUGAUCCGUAUUCGGAGACAUUUUCCCUUUUGCCCAUAAACACGUAUCAUCCGUUGCUGCAUAGGAACGUCGUUAGUUUACCACACCCGUAUUAAUAUCCUUGACGUGCGUAUACUUAAUGCGACAACCGAUGUUAUAUCUUGUCGCGCGGAAUUCUUAAUUUAUAAUUGACAAACUUUACACAUGAAGGAUAGACUCCGUAACAAUAGUGACAUGCUUAAAAGAAAUAAUAAUACGUAUUGAGUGAUUACACUUAUAUGUGAUACCAUCGUCUCGGGACUGUCUCUGUUUUGUACUCAUUGUACAAUUAUCAGGGUUGGUAAUAUAAGCGAAUAAAACGUUUUAUAUGUAUAAACGUAUAAUAUUGUACAUUUUAAAUUUUAAUAAGCGUUUAAACUUAUAAAUUAAUAUAACCAAUUAACAAAUCACAUUAAUUUGAUAAAUUGUCUUAAAUUUAGAAUAAAAUAAAAGCAAAACAGAUUAUCUUUUAGUAUUAUAAAUAUUAAUGUAGUUAUUGAUAAAGGUUUAAGAUGAACUAGUAGUUUAUAUAAAAAAUUAUUACAUAUAUCUUAGGUAAUUAAUAUAUGAUAUAUACACUGAUGAUUUAAUUCAAUUAUUUUGCCUUAUAACUCUGUUCACUUGUGGCAAAAAAAAAAAAUUGUAUACAUUUUAAAACAUAAACAACUAAUAGUUUUAUACGUAUUUUGUACUUUACUGUAUUAUACGUUCCAACUCUGGCAAUUAUCGAUGAUUAUUAUAAAGGGUGAUCAAUCUAUUAUAAGACACUCAUUAUUUCGGAAAGUAUUACCUUUUUCUGGUAGUUAUUUUCUAAAAUAUUUAAGAAACAAGCUGUUCUAUAAUAUUUUAUAUUUAUAUUAUUUUUCGUCUCUCUUAUUUUUAGGGGUAAAACCACUACCUACUUUUGAUUUUCUAAUGAAAACCUUUAUUAAAAAACCUAUAAAUAGAUUAAGUAUUAGUUACAAUAAUCAUCGAUAAUUGUCAGGGUUGGAACGUAUAAUACAGUAAAGCAUAAAAUACGUAUUAUACGUUUGUAUAAAAUACGUAUUAUGCGUUUGUAUAAAACGUAUAAGACUAUUAGUCGUACACGUUUUAUACUGUAUACAAUUUUUUUUCCCACAAGUGAUCAGAAAUUAUCAGUUAUAACAAUUGUCUCAAUUGAAUUUAAUCAUUAGUGUAUAUAUCUUAUAUUAAUAACCUAAGUUAUGUAUAAUAAUUUUGUAUAUUAAUUACUAAUUCAUCUUUAACCUUCAUCAAUAACUACAAUAAUAUUUAUAAUACAAAAAAAUAAUUUUUUUGUUUUUAUUUUACUCAAAAUUUAAGACAAUUGUUCAAAUAGGUGUGAUUUGUUAAUUGGUUACAUUAAUUUAUAAGUUUAAAUGUACAGUAUUAUCACUAUUAUUAUAAACUUCAGUCUCAGUCUCAGUCAUUAUAAAGUUUAAAUGUCUUAAAAUAGAUUGAUCACCCUGUAUAUUUCCAUAAUUAAAAAAUAUUCCAUUUAUAGAUCUUUAAUUAGAAAUAUGUAAGAAAACGAACCAAUGAAAGUUUGUUGUAAGAACUGUAAUAUUUGGUAUAUUAAAAUAUGUAAAAAAAAAAAAAGCCCAGUCCUUUGCGGCGGUUUCGAGCACCGUCGUUGCGUUAAUCGUACAGGAACAAGACAGUGUUAGUAAGUAAGCCACUGUCAUAUGUGAGAAAGUGGAAAGUGAGUAAGUUAAAUUUCUUUAUGUAUACUGAUGUGUGCAACGACACAAUUGAGCCAUACCAAUAGUAUUGAAAACCAGCUCAUUUUAAAAUACCUAAUAUUUUAUUACCGCUGUAAUAUUAUUAUUUAAAUUGAUUUCUAUACCGGCCCAUAUAUGAAAUAAAAGAUAUUAAUAUCCAACGAUAAACCGUUUGAGACGAAAAAUGAUUCUUACCGUAGCUUAACUAACAAUAAACGAAGUUAUUCACAUACGAAAAAAAAUAACAACAAUAAUAAUAACGAUCACUAACAUCAUACAGUUAAAACAAAAUAUUUAAAUAUUUAAAUAUCUUAAAACGACGCAAUGUUUUUUAAAAAUCGGUCCGCUUCUACAAAGUGCUAUUAAAAGUAUUCCGGUCUAUAGGGAGAAUUUUUUUCACAGAAUAACAAAAAAAAAAAAAACAAUUGAUGUUAAUAUUCUUGUAAAAAAAAGUACUUUAUUAAUUUCAAUUUUUUCCUGUCGACUACUGAGUACAACUUAUAAAAAACUUAUUAAAUGUUCAAACAUUUGGUCUACCAAGAACGCUUACCAAAUAAGUAUUAGUGAAAACUCAUGAAAUUAAAAUGUAUUUAAUUAGCUCAAAAUUGGCUAAAAUGUUUUGAAAAUUUUACCACAUCUUUAAACCAAAUUUAAGUUCAAGCUUAAUUUUCAAGUUAGUAAAAUUGUAUUUGUCGACUUUUUUGGUUUUCUUAAUUUUCAUGAAAAUUUGUUUAAACAAAAACACACUUCAUUCGAAAACUAAUACACUAUAUACUUUGCUUAGAAUUUUAAAAAAAAAUUCUUUAGUAAUAUUGUGUUCUCUAAAAUCAUUAAUUUAAUUCAUUGAUUAUUGUUUAUUAGAUAACGUAUGUGACUGCAGGCUUCGUGUAAGCCGAACUUCACUGCUGACUUCACCGAUCAUAAAACUAUACAGCGAAUCAUUGCGACUAUUGUAUUCUAAGGUAGGUAAACUUAAAAAAUAUUGCAUAUUUUUUCGUGUUUUGACAGUGCAGCAGUUUUUGGUUGGUAUAUGAUUUACUGGCUUGCUGCACAUUAUUGUUGUUUGUCUAAAACAAGGACCCGACUAAAGACGCUAUUAACGUGUGUAUUUCCUUUUAAUUGUUAAUGCGGAUUUUGACUACGUAGGUAUUGAAUUAAUGUAUUCAGUUUCCGAACAAAUGGUUAUUCGUCGGAUAGCAACAAAACGUAAUGAGUUUUUCGUUAAAUUCCAGGAAAUGUGAAAAAUCUUUUAAAUCCGUACAAUACACAGCAUAUAACUGUUUGUGAUGGGAUCCGGAUUACAAUAUUAAAACUGACUAACAAGUUUGUACAGACUAAAAUUCAAUUUACACGGAAACGACUAACCUACUACACGUUUCGAACGUGUAAUAACUAUAGGGCCCGGAAGUAUAUGCACUAAAAAUAACGUCUGUGAAGUCGGUCCCCGACUCUGUCUUAUCGAUUUAAUUUCAAAAUUUAGUAACCUUUUAGUAAUUUAUUGUAAGCGACAUCAAACAAUUUGUAAACAAACAGUUUAUGAAAAAUCUCAAUUUUUAUUUUGGGGGGCUAACUUCACGUAGCUCCUGACUUUGUCUUAUCAACUUCGAACCAAUUCAAAAAUUUAGUAACCUUUUAGUAAUUUAUUGUAACCAACAUCAAACAAUUUGUAACCAAACAGUUUCCGAGAGAAAACUUCAUUUCUAUUUCAGGGAGCCAUAAUUUUAUUGAGGUCUUAUUAACUUCAUAGUACGAUUUAUAUGCACGUGUGAACUGCCUAACACAACAUUAAUAGAUAUUAAUCCUACCCAUUUAACAAAUUUGUCGCUUAAUUUUUUCACAACUUUCAAGUUUUGUCAGCCAUUAUUAAAACUGGCGAGUCAAUUUCCAAUUUUGCACUGUCAAGUUAAUGCUAGCAGUUUAACUAAUAGUAUAGCUAAACGACAAAAUACAAUUAUUAACAACAUGAAUAAAUUAAAAUCAAAUAAUUCAGAAACAGUUCCGAUACAUAAAUAUAAUGCUAUUGUUAUCAUUUAUACUAUUGAAAUUCUUAAAAAAAAAUGAGACUUUAUAAAUAAUAAUAUUCAAAACUAAACAUAUGAGCCAACUGAAUCUAUUCAUAAAAUUACAGAAAAAAGGUAAUCCGAUUCGUCCAUUAAUUAAGUUUAAAAUUGUUAUAGCUUAUAACUUUUAUAAAUGUUUAGACUCUUAUAAAAGAAAAAUUAAACAUGAAUACUGAUACUUCUAUAAAAAAAAAAACACUUAUUUUUAUUGAUAAAAUUAAUAAAAUUAAUAUUUAGCCAGAUUACAAAAUGAUUUAUAUUGACGUCAACAAUUUAUAUCCAUUACAUCCAUUCCUAAACAUGAAAACGUAAAUAUUUUAAAAAAUAAACUAUUACGUAGUUAUAAAUUUAAUACAAACGUAGUACAAGAAAUUAUUUAUUCAAUAAAUAUAAUUAUUAAUCAUAUGUAAUUUCCAAUGUAAUAAUAAAUUAUAUUCAUAAAAAGAAGGGUUAGUUAAGGAUGGAACUUUAAGUGCUCUUUUAUCUGAAAUUUACAUGUAAAAUUAUGAAACCAAAUAAUAAUAUUAACAAUAAAUAUACAGUCCAUAUAUAAAAGCAUAUUAUGGAUAUGUUGAUGAUACUUAGCAGAUAAUUUAAUUAACCACUUAAACAAAAUAAAUAAAACAUUCAAUUUACAGUCAAAAUACAAAUAAAUAAUAAAUUUAAUUUCUUAGAUCUUACAGUUUCCAUAAUAAAAGAUAAAUUUGAUUUAAGUAUUUACAGGAAACCUAUACAAACUGAUGCUUUAUUACCAUAUGAUUCUAAUCAUCCUUAUUCUCAAAAAAUAUCAUUGUUUAGUUCAAUAUUCUAUUGGCAUUUCAUUAAAUAAAUAUAAUUAUCAACACGAGCUCAAUAUUAUCUAUAAUAUAGCCCAUAGAAAUUAUUUCAAUGUAAAUAUUAUUAAAAAAAUUCAUAAACUUAUUAAAGAAAAAGUAAUACAUAACUCAUCAAAAUUAAUGUUGUAGCAUAAAAUAUCAAAAUAAUAUAUCUAAUGAAUUCGCUAAAUUCUGAACAAUAAUUAAAAUAAUGUAAAAAUCGUUUUUAAGACUAAUAAAAAUUUAAUCAACCUUCACAAUCCCCCUUCUUUUGAAAAUGCUGAUUUAUAUAUAAACUUAAAUAUAACUGUAAUCAAUUUUAUAUUGGUAAGAUAAAUAUAAAUUUUAAAUAAGAUAUAAAGAACACAUUUUAGAUAUAAAAUUUUAAAAAACUGCACUUAAUUCAAAUUUCGCUAAACGUGUUUUAGAAAAUAACCCUAAUUCAUUUUUAGAAGAACUACAUGUAUACAAUGAAAUAAAGAAAAAUAAUUUUAAUAUUUUAAAUUUACAAACCGAUUUUAAAGUUAAUUAAUUAGAUAGUAAAUAAUAAUCAAAUAGUCUAUAUUUCUUCACAUAUCUAUGUCUAAUAAUAACCCAUUUUAAAUAAUCUCUCCUAUUAAAAUAAAUUAUUUCUACUUAAAAUGACCUAUUUGUAUAAUUUUUUCCCUUUGAUUUCCAUUAUUUAAUUUUUUAUAUCCAGUUGCGUUUUACUUUUUGACUUUUUGAUUUUACCUAACAAUGAAUUUUUAAUUCAAAACUGGUCGUACAAUAUACAUUUCAUAACACUCCAAGUGACGCAUUUAAUUAUUGAUUUUUUAGAUUCCGAAGGUAGCGAGUUUUACAAUGCUGUUUAUUUCUUCUUUUUAUUUUUUACUUUGUUCUAGACUGUAGUCACGUUGUUUCCUAGUAAACUUACUCUGAUUUUUAUGUGUAGCAUCUUUUCUGAAAGCUCAAGUUGUCGACGCAAUUUUUUUAAUAACAGCACUUAAGUAGAAAACAACGUAGGAGAACUUAAAAUUUUACGAUUUCAUUAUUUUAUAAAAACAUGGACGACAUUUUCUACCAGAAAAAAUAAUUUAAUCGAAAAAUCACAAGUUACCUUUUAUGUUGCCUUUUUGAUUUAAUAAAUUAAUGUAAGAAAGUGUAUAAAAUAUACGUUAAUAAUGUUAGAUACUAGUAUCAUUAACUCAAUACUAUAUUUUUUUUUUUGUCAAUAAAUGCAUUAAAUUUUUGAAAUUAUCAACUAUACGUCAUAAUAAACAAAAUCAUUUUGAACGAGUGAAAAUAUGCAAACUCGAAUUGAGCAUGUCAAAAUAUUAGGCUGAGAUUCGAAAUUGCCUAUGGACAUACUAAUUAAUGUAAUAAAUAAAACUACAAACAUGUAUAAGACUCCGGGCCCUAUUAAUAGCGAGUAAGUGCUGUACAAUAUUUUUGAGUCGAAAUGUGACGGCGGGUUACGCGGCGAUAUCGACGGUCGUCUGGCCGACUGAUGUCGCAGUAAACCGUCCAUUUCCUAACGAGUUGGCUCACCUGGCUCUAUGGACCGGGGUUACUUGGAGAGGUUGUAAACCCUAUGCGCUAAAACACGCAUUUUGCGAUCGGACCCGAUUACAUCCAAUUACGAUAUUUAGCUGAUGUAUUCGAUUUUCAGGCGGAUUUCCAGUAUCGGUGCACUUCUGGAAUACCCGUCUCGAAAACCGAGAAGGCCGACUAAUCAAUUCAGUUAUUGCGUUGUAUACCUAUACGGUCGACCGAUGCAAACUUUGCAAAAGCUAUUGAAUUUCACGUACUUUAAGUGCUUAAUGGAUAGCAGCUCUGACAGUUCUGAUAGCCAGGACGAAAUGGAUGAGAAGAUGUGCUGCCGCCAGAUAUAUGUAAGGUUACGUGAGGGACAGUGUAUGGAUGAAGAAGACGAAGCAAUUAUAAGAGACCCAUACAUGCUGUGCACAUUGGCUGCCACUAACGGGCAUUUGAAAUGCCUGGAGAUGGCCCGUUGGAGAAGAUUUCGGUGGAAUAGCAAUGUGUGUGCAGCUGCGGCCAGCAAUGGUCACCUCGAAUGUUUGGUAUACGCGCGGACCAACGGCUGCCAGUGGAACGAGAACACGUGUCACGAGGCCGCGAGAAACGGUCGAUUAGAGUGUUUGAAGUUCGCGUUGGAGAACGGUUGCUGUUGGGACAAACGUCUGGUGUUGAAAUUAGCGGUGAUGGGCGGCCACGUGGAUUGCGUGAAGUACGUGCGCCUCAAGGGUUGCGCCUGUGACGAGACGACGACAAUGUUCGCCGCGGGCUUCGGUCAGCUGGAGUGUUUGGCGUACCUACACUCCAGCGGUUGCGCUUGGGACGAAAGAACGCCGAUGGCCGCGUCCAGACACGGUGCCCUGGACUGUCUGCAGUACGCGUGGCGAAACGGAUGCCCGUGGGACUCACGUACAUGCAGCGCGGCCGCGGAAUUCGGUCACUCGAAGUGUUUGGAAUACGCGUUGGUACAGGGGUGUCCGAUAUACCUGGACACGGCCGUAGCGGCGGCGGAAAACGGUCAUGAGGAAUGCUUGAUUUUGGCAUUGUCGAACGGAUGUUCGCUGGAGCCGGAGUUGCUGGUGGCCGCCAUAAAAGCCAAGAAAGUUCGCAUAUAUUUGGUGCUAGUCAAAAUGGGUUAUUCGUUUACUCCGACGACCCAGCUUGAAUACCGCGCAUUUUGCCGGUACGGCAUGUAUAACGUCAGUAAGGAACAGAAUAAAUAUACGUGGGUCGUAGGCAAUCGGAACUUGUUCGGAAAUCAGUGA
This is a messenger RNA of Cinara cedri, 11850 nucleotides long. The record is from the annotation of a GenBank genome assembly. Lineage: Eukaryota; Metazoa; Arthropoda; Insecta; Hemiptera; Aphididae.